CGGCGCCGUUCGUCCGUCCUCUCCCUCCUUUUCUCUCCUUCUACCAUCUAGGAAGCUUCUAAACUCGCCCGGGGGAGUAGCCUCCACCAUGAAUCGGCAGUCGACGAUGCCGCCGCAACAGCUCGAGUCCGUCACGGACCUUGCGACGCUCUCGCCGGUCUCGGAGGACAUCAUCGUGUCAUGCAUCCGCGAGCGGUUUAUGAACGACAACAUCUACACCUCCAUUGGGACCUCUGGACUCGUCGCCGUGAACCCGCACAAGUACGUGCCAAGCAACUCGGACGCCGUCCUGCACAAGUAUGCCGCCGAGUACCGCGACACCUCCCCGGACAACACUCGGCUCCCGCCCCACAUCUUCCAGCUCGCGAACAAUGCGUACUACCACAUGCGGAGGACAGCGCAGGACCAGUCCAUGCUCUUCACUGGUGAGACAGGAAGCGGGAAAUCAGAGAACCGCAGGCUCGCGAUUAAGACCCUCCUCGAGCUCAGCGUCAGCCAGCCAGGCAAGAAGGGCUCAAAGCUCGGCAACCAAGUGCCCGCGGCAGAGUUCGUGCUCGAGGCGUUCGGCAACUCUCGCACGUUGUUCAACCCCAAUGCGUCGCACUUCGGCAAGUAUACCGAGCUGCAGUUCACGGAGCGCGGCCGUAUCAGCGGUGUUAAGACGCUGGACUACUACCUGGAGCGCAAUCGAGUGGCGGGAGCACCAUCGGGCGAGCGCAACUUCCACAUCUUCUACUACCUCGUCGCCGGUGCGUCUCCGGAGGAACGGCAACACAUGCACCUAUCGGACAAGACCCAGUACAGGUAUCUGGGUGCCCGAGUGCCGGCGGCAAGCGGGCGGGGAGCGAACGCGAACGAGGACGCGGUGCGGUUCGAUCAGCUGAAGGUCGCGCUCAAGAACGUCGGCUUCUCCAAGAGGCAUGUGGCCCAAACAUGUCAGCUCAUCGCCGCGAUCCUCCACCUGGGUAACCUCGAGUUCACCGUGGAUCGCCAUCGGAACGAGGACGCCGCCGUGGUCCGAAAUCUUGAUGUCCUCGAAAUCGUCUCCGAAUUCCUUGGCGUCCAGGCCGCCGCGCUCGAGGCUACGCUCUCGUACAAGACUAAGCUCGUCAAGAAGGAGCUUUGCACGGUCUUCCUCGACCCAGAUGGCGCCUCCGACAACAGGGACGAGCUCGCAAAGACCCUGUACUCCCUCCUCUUCGCGUGGCUGAAUGAGCACAUCAAUCAGCGCCUGUGCCGUGACGACUUUGCGACGUUCAUCGGCCUCUUCGACCUGCCGGGUCCCCAGAACAUGACGAGCCGGCCGAACUCGCUGGACCAGUUCUGCGUGAACUUCGCGAAUGAGCGCCUCCUCAACUUCAUCCAGAAGAGGCUCUUCGAGGCGCACGUUCAGGAGUACAACACCGAAGGGAUCUCUCGCUUUGUGCCCCACGUUCCCUACUUCGACAACUCCGAGUGUCUGCGCUUGCUCCAGCACCGUCCGGGCGGACUCAUCCACAUCAUGGACGACCAGGGCCGGCGGAUGCCUCGGAAGACCGAUCACACCAUGGUGGAGGCGUUCACGAAGCGUUGGGGCAACCACUCAUCCUUCAAGGCGGGCGGUAUGGAUCGUCAGGGCUUCCCCACGUUCACUGUCAACCACUACAGCGGGCCUGUUACCUACUCGGCGAGCGGCUUCCUAGAGAAGAACUUGGACGCCAUCAACCCCGACUUCGUGUCGCUGCUCCGCGGCACGAGCGCGGGCACAACCGACGCCCCCGCUGCCGACGGUUCGGGCUCCAUGAACCCCUUCGUCCGCGGUCUCUUCUCCGCGAAGGCGAUCGCGACCCAGGCACACCCACGCGACGAGGACACUAUCGUCGCCGCACAACAGCCCGUUAAGCCCAUGCGUGCGCCGUCGACACGCCGCAAGAACACCAUCAAGCGGAUGCCGACUCUCAAGGAGGGCGGCGACAUCGACGAGAAGGACCGCGAGGAGGACGAGGGCCCCACUCCGGGCGGAGCUCCUUGCGUCGCCGGCGAGUUCAGGCAGGCGCUCGAUGUACUAUUCGAGACGCUUGAGGACACGCAGUCGUGGUAUGUAUUCUGCAUUAACCCCAACGACUCUCAACUACCCAACCAGAUGGAGGGCCGCUCAGUCAAGGCGCAAGUACGGAGCGUCGGGCUCUCGGAGAUUGCGCGCCGUUCCGUCAACGUGUUCGAGGCGAUGAUGACCCCGGACGAGUACACUCAGCGCUACGGGGGCCUGCUCCAGGCUGUGGGCGUUUCGGAAGGUGACUCCCGCGAGCAGGUUGAGCAGUCGAGGACUGCUCUGGGCUUGCAGGAGCGCGACGUCGUCCUUGGGUUGUCUAUGGUCUUCCUUUCGCAAGCAGCGUUCCACCGUCUCGAGGAUGAUCUCCGUUCGAAGGACACCGAGGAGCAGAAGCGGAACCGUAUGCGCGAUGCUGAGGCGGAAGCCGGUCUCGACCCUCGUGACCUAGGUGACCCCUAUGCUCCCUACCAGGUCCCCGGCGCAGAGAACUCUCCCUACGCCGGUGACUUCGGCGACCCCUUCGCGACUUCCAACCAGGCGCUGCCCCUCGUUCAACACGCCUCUCCCUUCCAACGUGCUGACAUGUACGAUGAUUACGACGAACGGAAAUCCUUCCGUGGUGACGACUUUGACGGGCGCAGUGCUUACACGAGCCAGCGCGAUGACGCCUCGGUGUCUAACUUUGGGACGGAGUCCUACGCGCCUUCCCGCAACAUGUUCCAGAACACGGACGGGAAGGGCCUUCUCGACAAGGAGGCGAUCGCUGGCGAGAUCCAGGAGGGCGAGACGACGGAGGUAGUCAAGGAGUCCUCCGCACGCCGGAGAUGGGUACUCCUUUGCUGGAUGCUCACCUGGUUCAUCCCGAACUUCGCGCUCACGAAGAUCGGGCGCAUGAAGCGCGACGACGUGCGACAGGCGUGGCGGGAGAAGCUGGCGAUCAACAUGAUCAUUUGGUUUGUCUGUGGAUGCGCGAUCUUCGUCAUCGCCAUCAUCUCGCCCCUCAUCUGCCCCCGCGAGCACAUCUUCAACAGCCAGGAGCUCGCGGAGCACUCCGUCGAGAACAACCCUAACAACGUGUACACGUCCAUCCGCGGCGAGGUCUUUGAUUUGACAUCCAUCGCGGCGGACCACGAGCGUACGGUCACUGUCGUCCCGGCGAAGUCGAUCCUCAAGUACGGCGGUGCCUCUGCGGACAACGUCUUCCCGGUUCAGGUCAGCGCGCUUUGCAACGGUAUCUCCGGAACGGUCAGCCCGUACGUCGUCCUCAGCUCGAGCAACAACACGGACGUCAACGCUCAGUACCACGACUUCCGCUCCUGGACCACGGACCCUCGCCCUGACUGGUACUUCGAGUCGAUGACCCAGAUGCGGUGGCAGGCACGUGUCGGCUACGUUGCGUACAGCUCCAAGCAGCUCAAGUCCAUGGCGUCUUCGGGUAACUCGGUUGGUAUCUACCGCGGCUUCGUGUACGAUUUCACCACCUACACGAAGAGCCCGCCCUCUGUCGCCACUCUGCCCAACAACGCGGUCGCCCCCGGAGACAUCGACACGCAGUUCAUGCACCAGUCCAUCAUCGACGUCUUCCGGCACAGCGGUGGAUCGGACGUUACCAAGCAACUGGACGGGCUGAACAUCGACUCGGACACCCUGAACAGGCAGCGCGUCUGCAUGCGCAACCUGUUCAUGAUCGGCAAACUCGACACGCGUAACUCCCCUCAGUGCCUCUUCGCCACCUACAUCCUGCUCGCGCUCUCGAUCAUGAUGGUUAGCGUUAUCGGCUUCAAGUUCAUCGCGUCCAUCAACUUCAGCGCCUCCCGCGCGCCCGAGGACCACGACAAGUUCGUUAUUUGCCAGGUCCCGUGUUACACGGAAGGCUACGCGUCGCUCAAGAAGACGAUCGACUCGCUCGCGCAGAUGAAGUAUGACGACAAGCGCAAGCUCCUGUUCAUCAUCUGUGACGGUAUGGUCGUCGGUUCCGGAAACGACCAGCCCACUCCGCGUAUCGUCCUCGACGUCCUCGGCGCGAACCCCAACGUGGACGCGGAGCCGCUGAGCUUCCUCUCGCUCGGCGAGGGUGCGAAGCAGCACAACAUGGGCAAGGUCUUCUCGGGUCUGUACGAGACCGCCGGUCACGUCGUUCCGUAUCUCGUUGUCGUCAAGUGCGGCCGGCCGGGGGAGAAGUCCCGUCCUGGUAACCGUGGUAAGCGUGACUCACAGAUGGUCAUCAUGCACUUCUUGAACAAGGUCCACUACGGUACUCCCAUGAACCCGCUCGAGCUGGAGAUCUUCCACCAGAUCAAGAACGUCAUUGGUGUCAAUCCGACUUUCUACGAGUACGUGUUCAUGGUGGAUGCCGAUACGACGGUCGCCCCUCUCUCGCUGAACCGGCUUGUCUCUGCCAUGAUUCACGACAAGAAGCUGCUCGGUGUCUGCGGUGAAACAGAACUGGCGAACGCGAAGCAGUCACUCAUCACCAUGAUGCAAGUCUACGAGUACUUCAUUUCCCACCACAUGGCGAAGGCCUUCGAGAGUUUGUUCGGAUCCGUGACCUGUUUGCCCGGUUGUUUCACGCUCUACCGCCUCCGCACCCCGGACACCCACAAGCCCCUGUUCAUCAGCAAUCAGGUGCUCGACGACUACUCGGAGAACCGUGUCGACACCCUGCACAUGAAGAACCUGCUGCAUCUCGGUGAAGAUCGUUACCUCACGACGCUGCUGCUCAAGCACUUCUCGAAUUACAAGACGCAGUUCGUUCGGGACGCCCACGCAUACACCGUCGCGCCCGAUGACUGGCAGGUUCUGCUGUCCCAGCGUCGUCGCUGGAUCAACUCUACGGUGCACAACUUGGGCGAACUCGUCUUCCUGGACCAGCUCUGUGGUUUCUGCUGCUUCUCUAUGCGGUUCGUCGUCAUGAUCGAUCUCUUGUCCACGAUCAUCCAACCGGUUACUGUGGCCUACCUCGUCUACCUCAUCUACCUCGCGGCGGGCGAACACUCUCAAAUCCCUACCCUGUCUAUCAUCCUCAUCGCCGCUGUCUACGGUAUCCAAGCACUCGUGUUCAUCUUGCGUCGCAAGUGGGACAUGAUCGGCUGGAUGGUCUUCUACAUCCUCGCCAUCCCCGUGUUCUCGCUACUGUUGCCGUUGUACUCGUUCUGGCGCAUGGACGACUUCUCCUGGGGUCAGACACGUGUCGUUUUGGGUGAAGCUGGCAAGAAGAUCAUUGUUCACGAUGAGGGCAAGUUCGAUCCUCGGUCCAUUCCUCUCAAGUCUUGGAACGACUACGAGAACGAGCUCUGGGACAAGGAGUCCAACCACAGCAUCGGCUCAUGGGUGCCGCCCACGAAGAUGCGCAACGACGGCUACGCGGAGUCUCAGACCGCGUCCGUCUACGGUCGCGAGACGAUGUACGAGCCCGCGAUGUCCCGCGCGUACUCCCCGGCGCCGUCACAAGCGCAGAUGAUGUACCCUCCCCCCGGGUACCAGUCUGGGCGCAACACCCCGCUGUCGCACGUCAUGAUGCCGGGCGUCCUGCACCAACCGAUGCCCUCACGUCCAGCAAGCAACUACCUCGACGUCCAGAUCCCCGCGACACGGAGCCCAGACGACCAAGACUUCAUGGGCGGCCCGUCGGACGCCGAGAUCGAGCACGCUGUGGAGGAGCGCCUCCGCAACGCCGAUCUGACGACGGUCACGAAAAGGGAGAUCCGCCGACGGCUCGAGGAGCAGUUCGGGAUGGACCUCUCCGCGCGCAAGCGGGUGAUCAACGACGCCAUCGACCGCGUACUGCUCGCGCGCGCAGGGUAAUCGUGCCUCGGACGCUCGUGUUCAGACAGACACUAUUGCUAGUUAUGGUUAUGCCCCUCCUCACGUCACGCUUUCGUACACUUUCCGCCUAUAUCUCCAUCUCUUUUCUUACAAGGAUUCAUCGCAGUACGGACAUCUCGGACUCCCGCUCGUCGUCGCAUCUGGCAUUCUCUCACUCGUAUAAUCCCCAGUCUGCGGCACCACUGUCGCGGCCACCACCAC
Trametes versicolor FP-101664 SS1 is the source of this 6058-nucleotide messenger RNA. Its product is annotated as glycosyltransferase family 2 protein. Gene Ontology annotation, cellular component: myosin complex; cell septum; cell periphery. The record is from RefSeq and is a predicted model, not a curated record. Gene Ontology annotation, molecular function: chitin synthase activity; cytoskeletal motor activity; ATP binding. Bases 107 to 5836 code for a protein of 1909 amino acids. The transcript has 9 exons. Lineage: Eukaryota; Fungi; Basidiomycota; Agaricomycetes; Polyporales; Polyporaceae.